AUGAGCGGUAACGAAGUCAUCGUUUCUCAUUUUCUCAAAAGGGGUGCAGACCCGACUCGCGCUACUAGCACGCUUAUCAAUUUUAAACGCGCCACCUGGCCUAUAUUCCAUCCUCAUUCCAAAUACAGUGACAAUCAUUAUGAGUCUGACGACUGCUCCAAUGACGAAUUUAACAACGAAGCUGGCGACGAAUAUUCAAACAUCGACCGGGACAAUGAUGAUUGUGGCACUGAAUACGGCGAUGAUGACCAAAUAGCAGGAUAUAUUCCUAGCAUGAAUGGAAAGACCACAGCCCUGCAUAUUGCUGCUCUUAUAGGCAAUGCCAGCACAAUUAAGAAGCUUUUACGUAAAGCUCGAGAUGAUUUCGGAAGUCAAGUCUUCCAAACGGAGAGUAGUCCUCUGAUCAUAGCAGCCUGGCUCGGAAAUACGGGGGUGGUUAAGGCACUCCUGCCCUACGAAAGUCAAUUUUCCUUCAAAGGAUUCCUUCAUACGCCCCUACAGGCUGCGUCGGCGCGAGGGCAUCUUGAUAUCGUGAAAUUUCUCCUCCGGGAGCGAGACGUCAAUAUAGCUUCUGGUGGCUACCCUACCCCUCUCUGUGCUGCCUCUCGUCACGGGAAAAUUACCGUAGCUGCACUACUUAUUAAACAUGGAGCUGAGGUUAACCCGCAAUCAGCUCGUGUGUUGGACACUCCACUUUCGAACGCUAUGAUAAAUUCUCAAUUUGAAGCAAUUCGGUUCCUGCUUAGAAAAGGAGCCAUGUUUAACCCAGCUCUCCUGCUUGAAAAAUAUUGUAGGAUUAACGAAGAAGCGCUCGUCAUCGUCCUGCAACAUGCCAUGGAAAAGCAACAGGCGGAGUGGCGCUACAAUGCCCUUUGCAUCCAGUGUCGCUUUGGCGACUAUGACUAUGAGGUAACGGGCCUCUUGUGA
Molecule: messenger RNA, 927 nt
Organism: Penicillium samsonianum
Lineage: Eukaryota; Fungi; Ascomycota; Eurotiomycetes; Eurotiales; Aspergillaceae
Product: ankyrin repeat domain-containing protein
Exons: 2
Coding region: 1-927 (308 amino acids)
Molecular function (GO): protein binding
Source: RefSeq, a predicted model, not a curated record